Callithrix jacchus (white-tufted-ear marmoset) is the source of this 9240-nucleotide messenger RNA. Lineage: Eukaryota; Metazoa; Chordata; Mammalia; Primates; Cebidae. The record is from RefSeq and is a predicted model, not a curated record.
UGUGUAACAGUUUACCAGAUUGAUAGAGAUUCAUGAAAGAAAGGAAAGGUAUGGCAGGAUGGAUGCCCACCCUGUUUAUAAAUCUGUGCUCUUAGAUGAAACUGUCAAUAAGUAACUAGAAGCAGCCAGGACUGUCUGUGCUUCGCUCUCUCCCCCAGCUCAGUUCCUUUCUGCUCCGCCCCAUCCCUGCUCUCUGCUGCUCAGAUCAGCUUCCUGCUUCUCAUGAAAGCUGUUCCCCUAUAAAGCUGGUCUGCUUUCACUGAAAGAAUUAUAUUCAUAAGUCUGAAGCUGGUUUUGUGGAAAUAUUGUUGGUGUGGUUUCUUUGGGAGAUGAAGGAGGAGGAAAGAAUUUUAAAAAAAGAAAGGGGCAGGCUGAAAGAGCAAAAUCAUCCUGAAGUUUGUGGUCACAUCGUGCCGGUGUUAUAACCAGCUCUGUAGACUGCUGCACUGAAAACAUUUCUGUGAGAGAAUCCUGCUGCAUCACAGAAUCUGGAAGUUCUGAUGUUCCAUUGAAAUCACAAUGGAAAGUCUUGACUUGACUGGCACCCUCAGGAAGACCCCAAGCCUCUAGCGGUACCUGGUAUCAUCUCCAGCAUGUUAUAGAUGUGGAGGAUUCACUGGGAUAUUGAGAAAUACCAGAGGCGAAUUGUUCCACUGUAGUCACAGUAAUGAAAGGCAGUAAUAGAAAUAAGGAUCAUUCAGCAGAAGGAGAAGGGGCUGGAAAAAGACCAAAACGAAAGUGUCUUCAGUGGCAUCCAUUGCUAGCAAAGAAACUUCUUGACUUUUCAGAAGAGGAAGAAGAGGAAGACGAAGAGGAGGAUAUCGAUAAGGUUCAACUUCUUAGGGCCGAUGGCCUAGAGCAAGAUGUUGGUGAAACUGAAGAUGAUGAAUCACCAGAGCAGCGAGCCCGGAGACCAAUGAAUGCAUUUCUUUUAUUUUGCAAACGCCAUCGCUCUCGUGUACGUCAGGAACACCCCAGGCUUGAUAACCGAGGUGCUACCAAGAUACUAGCUGAUUGGUGGGCUGUUCUUGAUCCAAAGGAAAAGCAGAAAUACACAGACAUGGCCAAGGAGUAUAAGGAUGCAUUUAUGAAAGCAAAUCCUGGCUACAAAUGGUGUCCUACCACAAACAAGCCUGUGAAAUCCCCAACACCCACUGUCAAUCCACGAAAGAAACUUUGGGCCUUCCCAUCUGACUCUUCAAGAGACUUUCCAAGCCCCAAGAAAGCAAAGACUGAAGAAAUGCCUCAGCUUAAUUUUGGAAUGGCUGAUCCUACUCAAAUGGGAGGCCUGAGUAUGCUGCUGUUAGCUGGAGAACAUGCUCUUGGCACACCAGAGGUAUCCUCCGGCACAUGCAGGCCUGAUGUUUCAGAGUCUCCUGAAUUGCCUCAGAAGUCACCAUUGUUUCAGUUUGCCGAGAUAUCUUCAAGUACGUCCCACCCUGAUGCUCCUACAAAGCAGUGUCAAACAUCCGCCUUGUUUCAGUUUGCAGAGAUUUCUUCAAACACUUCACAGUUGGGUGGUGCUGAGCCUGUAAAACGCUGUGGAAAGUCUGCACUCUUUCAACUGGCAGAGAUGUGCCUGGCAUCAGAGGGGGUGAAAAUGGAAGAAUCAAAGCUAAUGAAAGCAAAAGAAUUUGAUGGUGGAAGAAUUAAAGAAUUAGAGAAGGGAAAGGAAGAAAGAGAAAUUAAAAUGGAGAAAACAGAUGAAACCAGGUUACAGAAGGAAGCAGAAUUCGAAAACUCGGCUAAGGAAAAUGUAAGAGAUUCUAAGGAAUUGAGAAAUUUUGAAGCAUUGCAAAUAGAUGACAUAAUGGCUAUAAAGAUGGAAGAUCCCAAAGAAAUUAGAAAGGAGGAGUUAGAAGAAGAUCAAAAAUGUAGUCAUUUCCCUGAUUUUUCUUAUUCUGCCAGUAGCAAGAUCAUAAUAAGUGAUGUUCCCAGUAGAAAGGAUCACAUGUGCCAUUCUCAUGGAAUUAUGAUUAUUGAGGAUCCCACAGCAUUAAACAAGCCAGAAAAGCUAAAAAAGAAAAAGAAAAAGAGCAAAACGGAUCGACACGGAAAUGAUAAAUCCACACCCAAGAAAGCUUGCAAAAAGAGGCAGUCUUCGGAGUCUGACAUCGAGAGCGUCAUAUACACCAUUGAAGCCGUCGCAAAAGGGGACUGGGGCAUAGAGAAGCUUGGAGACGCCCCUCGCAAGAAGGUCCGCACAUCCUCAAGUGGCAAGGGAAGCAUGCUGGAUGCCAAGCCGCCAAAGAAAAAAGUGAAAUCAAGAGAGAAGAAGAUGUCAAAGGAGAAAUCCUCAGACACCACCAAAGAGUCAAGACCUUCAGAUUUCAUUUGUAUUUCUGCCGGCAAGAACAGUUCUGGUGAGGCACCAGAGGGUAUAAAGGCAGAACCAUCGACCCCAGUGGAAGAUGCACCACCACCCAGCCUAUCAGGACAGGCCAAACCGGAGGACAGUGACUGUCACAGAAAAAUAGAAACUUGUGGUUCCAGGAAAUCCGAGAGGUCUUGCAAAGGUGCUCUUUAUAAAACCCUGGUGUCUGAGGGCAUGCUCACCUCUCUGCGAGCUAACGUUGACAGAGGGAAACGCAGCUCAGGAAAAGGAAACUCCUCUGAUCAUGAAGGGUGUUGGAAUGAAGAAAGCUGGACAUUUAAUCAGAGUGGGACCAGUGGGAGCAAGAAGUUCAAGAAGACGAAGCCAAAGGAAGACUGUCUCCUUGGCUCCGCAAAGCUGGAUGAAGAAUUUGAAAAAAAAUUCAACAGCCUUCCUCAAUAUAGUCCUGUUACAUUUGACCGGAAAUGUGUUCCUGUCCCAAGAAAAAAGAAGAAGACUGGAAAUGUGUCCUCAGAACCGACUAAAACCAGCAAAGGUCCUUUCCAGUCUCAGAAAAAGAACUUAUUCCACAAAAUUGUCAGCAAAUAUAAGCACAAAAAGGAGAAGCCUAAUGUUCCGGAAAAAGGAAGUGGGGAUAAAUGGUCAAACAAGCAACUCUUCUUGGAUGCCAUUCACCCUACAGAAGCCAUAUUUUCAGAAGAUAAAAACACCACGGAGCCUGUUCAUAAGGUUAAAAAUAUCCCAUCCAUUUUCAACACUCCAGAGCCAACAACAACACAAGAACCUUUGGUGGGCAGCCAAAAGAGAAAAGCAAGGAAAACCAAGAUCACACACCUUGUCAGGACAGCAGAUGGCCGGGUAUCACCAGCAGGAGGUACUUUGGAUGACAAACCAAAGGAGCAACUGCAGAGGAAUCUCCCGAAAGCGACCGAGACAGACUGCAGUGACGAAUGCUCUCACAACACCGAGGUCGCGGAGACCCGGAGCAGCACUCCAGAAAUGCCUGCCGUGUCUGCAUUCUUUAGCCUCGCUGCACUGGCUGAAGUGGCAGCCAUGGAAAAUGUGCACAGAGGUCAGAGAUCAACUCCACUCACCCAUGAUGGACAGCCAAAAGAAAUGCCACAGGCUCCUGUACUUAUUUCCUGCGCUGACCAGUGAAGCGCCCUUUCAUUGUAAAACAUUGUGCUUUACCUACUACCCUAGCCUUGUCUUUACCGAGGGAUGCUAGUGAGUCCAGUUGAUGGAAAAUAGAGACUGCAAACAAGUGCUUGUUGCCCCACAUGGCCCAGAUUCACUUGAAGCAGAAGUUAGCAUCCGGGCCAGUUUGUUCUCGCAGAACCAGAAUCUUUGAGGGUAAGGUUAUCUGUCUGAUAUUGAGCAGAAACAGAAUGAUCCUGGAGCUUUGCUUUCUAUUGAAGGCUUUUGACAGUAAUAGGUGGUAACUUGGUAAAAGGCUGCCUUUACUGUAGCUCAUCCAGCAUCUCUUUUACCAACCAGAGAGUGUGAAACUAGUUUCAUAUAUUACCUAGUUAUUCUUUCAAAACAAAACAAAAACUGACGCACUGCACUAGUUAUUAUUAGAUAUUCUUAGUCUUUUUUGUACAUGGAGAUUUAAGUUCUAAGAUGGUUUAUAUAAUAGGUUAUACCUACAUUUAUAUUGUAGAAUAAAUAUUAAAAAGCCUGUUCCAGAGACCCCCAGCAGCACGGGCAGGCAGAUGUACCAUUGUUAGCGGUGUAUGCUCGGCCUCGUGGUCCAUAUAUUCUGCACUUUUAUAUUUGCCACCAGAGUGGUAGUUUGCUGGCAAAAAGAAUGAGAGAGAGAGAGAGAGGGAGAGAGGGAGGGAGGGAGAGGGAGAGGGAGAAAAUUACAACUCUUACAAUCUGAAUUUUUUUCUUAGCCUUGAGUGACCAUGAAGAAUUUGCUUGAGGCAAAUUGUGGCAAAUAUUUUCCCAGACAGGGGAAGAGUCCUGCAGAUUACAGAUUACUGAUGUUUUCAUGCCUUGAGGAUUCUUUUAUUUUUACACAGGGGUCUAAGUGACCAAUGGAUUGUUCAUACAAACAAAAAAAAGACAAAAAUAUUAUUCAGAAGUGACCUUAGUAUUACUUCACUAUUCUAAACACAUUGAAGACACUCACUUCAUGUGGACUUGGAGCUACAGACCUUUUACAUCUAUCACAGAUUGACUGGACGGGUUGCAAUUGCUAUGCACAGCCUGAUUGGCACUGCAGGUUUUUAGAGCCAUUUGGAGUUUGCGUUGUUAAGGGGGCAUUGAGUCAAUGAGGGAGGUAUGCCUGAUCAGAGUGGGACUCUCAGUCAUAGAUCCACCUGCAAGUCUCUUUCCUUUUUGUGUUGUGUUGCUUUUGAACGUAAAACCAACCAUACAUAUGCCAGCACCAAGUGGAUUCACUGGCUUUAGAACAUUGAACAUAUUGACUUAACCACCUGAUGUUCACAGUGUCUUGUUUCCUAGCAACAGAUGCAAAGUGAUAAAUCAAAAUUAGUCGGAGGCUACAGAUUUCACAGGGUAUUUGUUCUAUAGCACAAAGUAUUUCCCCACUCUUGCAUCACAGCACAAACUACCAAAUUUUCAUUAUUGGAUUCCAGCAAUAAUUUUUAAUGGUUUUCAAACUGGUGGAAUUUUGACAGUGCUAGUUCGAGUUUGAAGCUUUUGAAUUAGAUCUCUGAAUGGUGACAGUUUACAUGGUUUUAUCUAGCUUUCUUAUUUAUACUUGACUGAAUUAUAAUGAUUCUUUUUUCUAAUUGUAAUUUGACUUAAUAGCCAUACAAAAAGUGACUCUAUUCGUACUGACUAGUUUUAGCUUCUCCUGGCUGUAGAUGUUACUUUAGUUCCGGUGCUGGAAAAUACGUACAACAUACUAACAGGAUUGAAAAAAAAAUAGAGGUUUUUCUUUUUUCCAAAGCAGGUAAAGAGGGUAGCAAAGCAUCAGAACGAUGUCCUCAAAAAUUCAUAUUCCUGGUGGGCAUGGAGGAAGAAGGAAUUAGUAAAAGGUUAACCCAAAGUUACAGCUUAACCCCAUUCACAUAGGAAUAAAUCAAGUGAGCAGUUCCAGAUUUCAGCAUAAUAUUUUUACUAUGAUGCUGUUUUAUUAAUAUUUUCUAAAUUUCAGAACAAAAAGGGAAUGUUUGAAAUUGCUGGGUCCCAAGUUGGUGGCUGUUGGAGUUUUGGACCACUCGCUAGCGGUGAUUUGAAAACUGUAAUGAGCUAAAAUCCAAAACGAAAAACCAACAACAAAAAUUGUGUGGUGCAGAACAUGCACCUUGACAAUGGUACUGACUUGUUACUCUAUAGAACACAUUAGAAUAGAUCUAUUUUUGCCAGAGCACCCUCCUUCAGUCCUCCAAUGACAUUUCACUAGAGUUCCUUAAGAGAUGGCUGUAUAUUCAUGGGACCUUUUUUUUUAAAAAAAAAAAAAGCAAAACAAAAGAUUACUUUUUUUCUAUGUGAUUAAUAUCUUACUUGAUCUGCUUUUCCUAAACCUCAGUGGCUUUUCCCUUAAGCAGGGUUGGGGGUGGGAGGGCAACUUAACUGGAUAUGACUGUUUUCAGAUACUUUAAAACAAACUUUUUGUAGAAAUGCUUAAUUUUUAAGCGGUCAGGCACUGAGAGUAGCAGAAAUCCUGCAAAGCUUUAUAGUUCCUUAGACUCACCUCAUCGAUUCUCCGAGUGAAGUCCUGAUUUCAGCAAUUGUGCUUCUCAUGCCCUGAAUCUGCAGGAGAGGAGUGUUGUUACUUUCAGGUAACAACAUUUGUUAGCACAAAUAUUUCAGACCAAUAUGUAGUGCUCUCCUCCACACCCCCGUUAUCAUUUUCAUUUCAUUUCUCUCAUUAUUUUUUAUUUUGGAAAAUCAUAUUGCUAUAGUGUAUGUUUUAAUCUGCCAGCAAAUGCCAUCUACACUAACAUUUGUCCCACAGCAUCAAGAGAAAAAGUUGUUGCACCUUAUAUAUAUCUCAAGCAAACCAAAAUAUGAUGCUCUUCUGCUUUGUGUUAUUCUAAAUUGUUGUAUCAUAUCUUUCUGAAACCAUUCUGAAUUUAGUUGAAAUUAUCAAUAUUUAUGCUUUUAACCUUAAUUUCUGGAUUCAAGCCUGUAUAUAAAUCUUUUGAAAAAAAAUUGUCCUCGCCCUUCUCUGCAAUGCUGGAAGUAGAAGAUUUCGUCUCGGAUGGAGACGCAGUACUGUUCCAGUUUUCUUUAGCCUUUUAUUUAUUUAGUUAUUCUGGGUCUUUCCUAUGUGAUUUUGAAGUGUGUAGAGUAUAUUAUAGUAACUGAAGCUGCAGCUCUAAGAAGCUGAGUGAAAGAAAAAAUACUGUAAGACAUCCUUAAAGUUUUUAUUUGUUUGGGUACUGUAUACGAGAUCAGGAAAAAGAGAAAUGUCCCACAGCCACAUUGGAAAUACAGGUUCUUAUCCCCAAAUUAGGUUAGUUCCCAGAUUUUAGAUCAAAACUGUUAAUUCAUUAACACCCUUUUUAAAAGAUAAAUCCUACCGUUGUAAUUCUGAUAGUCAUUUUCCCAAAAAUAUCAGAAAUAUAUUUAAUUCUGUCAGAUGAGCUUUCCACCAAUGCCAUGUCCCAAAGCCAUGUUAAAAGAAUUCCCACGUUAUCAUUGUGAUUCUACUUCCUGCCAUUAAAAUUGCUGGAGAAAAAAAUAGUGAUGGAACACUAUGAACAAAAAGGAGCAUCUGAACUGGUCUGGUUGUUUAGAAUCCAAUGUGUUCAAAUCCUUCUGUUUUCUUAAGUCAGAUGCUACUGUAAGUCAGAUGAAAUUUUGUUUGCACUCUGCAGUCUUUGGUUCAGUGUAUGGAAAUGUUUGCACCUAUGUAAAGUCUCAAGCUAAUGAUACAUUGCUACAGAACAGGAGGAAGCUGAAAACUGAAUGGCAUGUUUUGUUUAUAAGGUGGGGAGGGGAGGGGAAAUACCAAAAAGCUCUGUUCCAAGUUUGGCAUUCGACAUUAAUGUGAAGCAGUGGGACCAUGCUGCCUGCUAAACUACUGUAUGAAUCAUUCGUGUUCUGAAGAUGAGCAGCUGGAGGCUGGAGGAUGGCAUUCCAUACAGCAAAGAAGCACCACCGCUUCGCCUGGGAAAGGGAAGGAGAUCGCAGGAGGCCUGGAGCCAUCAUUUGUAAAGGGGAUGUUGGGGGGUGUAUACUGUGGAGGAGAUUCACCUUUGAUUGCACUGCUCCACAGAGCCCUCUUAUAAGGCCAAUCCUAAUGGGCUACCUCGGCUUUAAAAGUUCAUUUCAGUAAGUCCUGUUUCAAAAGCUUGUCUUUUUUGCUUCUACCUUCAGUGCCACUAUUUUCCACUGCAGUGUUUUGACUUCACAAACCACCUCCUCCAGAGAGAACAAUGUAUUGCUGAAAAUGGGCAGUAGAAGCAAAUGCUAUUGUUAUAUUUGACCUGUAAAGUAUUCAGAGUGACUGGUAGGUAGAAAUUCAGACUUAGCUCUCCCAAAUAGCUCCUUAUUUUGCACCUUAUAAAAAGUAUACUAAUUAUUCAUUAGAUGUUGCUUCUGUUUAUACAAGCAUUCCCAAAGAAUUAGAUACGGAUUUUGUUUUGAGUUUUUUGAUUUUUGAACAUUACCUUAUUUAGACUGACUAACAGCAUACUUACAAUGUUACAAGAAGCUGUUCAGUUCAUCUUACCAGAGGUGUCUGGCAAAGUAUUCAGGGUUUGAUGGACUGCUUUCCUUUGGUUUGGAAGUGAUAGCUAAGUUUGUUAUGCUCCAUAUUAAACAACUUUGUUCUUUUCACUGAGGACAUUAUCUUCCUUACAUUUCAGAACAAAGAAAAAACAAGCGUGAAUAAAAAGACAAAUGUAUUUGAGUCCCUCAUAAUCCCCAUCUGUAUGUGCUACCCUUUCCUUCAAAUACAUAAAUGUCCAUCUUCUUUUUAAAAAAAGGUUCCUCUUCUGGCCAAAUUUAAUCAGUGGUGGUAUUUAUAGUCUUAAAUUGAGAGAGGAGACCUUUUGCUUAAAAAUUCUGUGGCCACUGUUUCCUUUUUGCAGUCAGUGGUCAAAAUUGAUCAUGCCCUUAAAUCGAUUUUUAUGCACAGAACUAGUUAUUGUGAACAUUACUACACCCUCCAAAGAUUUCCUGAUAACUUGGGCCAGAACUGGUUACUGAGUACCAAGGAUCUAAUUCAAUCAAUGCCUCAAAACUCUUCCACCCACAAUGCAAAUCUUACCUCACAAGCUCUAACCUAAAUCAUAGAGACAUGCAUGUUUCAUGCAUUCACACUGAUUUCGCUCUGUGGCCCUCCAGAGGGGUGGGCUCACGUCCCCUGACUCCUCACAUUAGUGCCUCAGCUCUAAGAGCCGUGGAACAAGGGGGUAGGGAAGUCUUGUGAUCUGGAGCUCAGCAACUGGCUCAGCAACGUUUUUUUCCAUUUCAUUAGCACUAAACAAGUCUCUUGCUCUCAGGAAUUUGUCAGGAAAAGAAUAAAAUCACCUGAGAUUCCACAUACCAGAUUAUAAACUCUUCUCAUAGGUUUGAAUUGCUUACUUACAUGUCAUAAAUUAACCACAGCUUCGUUUGACCACCAGGGUCUAAAAUCUCUUGACAGUUUCAGCAUGACUGAAUCGCUCAUCGUUUGUUUUGUUUUGUUUUUUGUUUUGCUUUCAGAAAUUGGCUUGGUUCUCUUUAGAGUUGGUGUAAACAUGCCAUGUAAUAAAUGAUUUCCACUUAAUGGUACAACAGAAUUAUUGCUUUCUUAGAUGUAUGUGUAGUAAAAGUCAAUAUACACAUUUAUAUAAUUUCUUUCUUCAAAAUCUUAUACCUAAUUUGAUAUUUCUAAAAAUUGCACAUGUAAGUCAUGUGUAUAACAUGCUAAAGUACUUUAACUGUGAUCUUAAAACUGAAUAAAAAUAUUUAAUAAAACUUUGAAAUAUUUUAAA